Prorocentrum cordatum is the source of this 642-nucleotide messenger RNA. The record is from the annotation of a GenBank genome assembly. Lineage: Eukaryota; Dinophyceae; Prorocentrales; Prorocentraceae.
AUGCUCGCAGCCGCGCGCGCUCACGGCGGCGCCAGCGGCAACCCGAAGUGGCCGGCGGCGAGGCGGCGGGCUGCCAUGAAGCCGAGCCUGGCCGCCAAGCUGAAGAGCACCGUGGCGGGGAUCAUGCACGGUUCGCCCAGCGGGCCCCAGGCGGGCGUCGACAGGCGGGUGGGCGCAGCCGAGGGAACUCUCGACGAGCUGGCCCGCAGACGGGCGCGAGGCUCGGUGGAUGGCGCGCUGGCGAUGUGGGCGGCCGGUACCCAGCGCAUCAGAAUCGACGUUCGCGGGAUGAAGCCCCAGAGCGACAACGAUGAAGCCGCAACGGGCGCGCUCGGGUUCUUUCAUCCGUUCCGGGCAAAGCUCAAGGCGAAGACGAAACCGGUCCUGACGGGCAUCAUCAAGCCAGCCCUCGCCUUCGGGGCCUUCAUGGCGUGCAUGAUGUUCUGGUGGGUGCCUCUCUUCAUGGGCACCGUCGCGGUCAGCUCCCUCGCCGGGGCCGACGUGGAGACCAGGCAGGGCCUCCAGGCCGGCCGCGGCGACGGCAAGCGGGCGGAGCUGCGCCGGGCCUUCGAGGAGCGGAAGGCCCAGGAGGCGAGCGCGCGCGCCGAGCGCGAUGCCGCCGCGAGCCGGAAGGCCGAUUGA